AGCACACCCCCUGCCCGCCCCUGCCUACGGUUGCUAUGUAAGGGAGCAGGGAAGGGACUGGGGCAGCACUAGAGACCUGCAAGCCCGAGCUGUUUCCUAAAUACGGGAUUAACUGCCUGCUCAACCCAUCGAUCCACUGCUGUUUCAUUGACACCCGACAAGAUGUCCCAGAGUAAAGGCAUGGUGGUCCUUGCAUACAGUGGGGGGCUGGACACGUCCUGCAUUCUCGUGUGGCUGAAGGAGCAGGGUUAUGAUGUUAUCGCUUACCUGGCAAAUAUUGGGCAGAAUGAAGAUUUUGAGGCGGCCCGGAAAAAGGCUGUGAAUCUUGGUGCAAAAAAGGUGUAUAUAGAAGACAUGAGACAGCAGUUUGUUGAAGAAUAUAUCUGGCCGGCAGUACAGGCCAAUGCUAUUUAUGAGGAUCGCUAUCUACUGGGCACCUCACUGGCACGUCCCUGUAUUGCCAAAAAGCAAGUGGAAAUUGCCAAGAAAGAAGCAGCAGAGUAUGUGUCCCACGGUGCCACCGGAAAGGGAAAUGAUCAGAUUCGUUUCGAACUCACAUGUUACGCGCUGUACCCCGAAGUCAAGAUCAUUGCUCCAUGGAGGAUGCCCGAGUUCUAUAACCGAUUCCGAGGGCGCAGUGACCUGAUGGAGUAUGCCAAGAAACACAACAUCCCUGUCCCAGUGACCCCCAAGGACCCUUGGAGUAUGGACGAGAACAUCAUGCACAUCAGUUACGAGGGUGGAAUUCUAGAAAACCCCAAGAACCAUGCUCCACCUGGACUGUAUUUAAAGACAAAGAACCCCGCAACGUCUCCAAAUGAGCCAGACAUACUCGAGAUUGAGUUCAAGAAAGGUGUCCCCGUGAAAGUCACCAACACCAAGGAAAAGACGCAGCACAGCUCCGCCCUGGGCCUGUUUUGUUAUCUCAACGAAGUGGCGGGAAAGCACGGCGUUGGGCGGAUAGAUAUCGUGGAAAACCGGUUCAUUGGAAUGAAGUCUCGAGGUAUCUACGAGACGCCGGCUGGGACCAUACUCUACCAGGCUCACUUAGACGUUGAGGCGUUUACCAUGGACCGCGAAGUGCGGAAAAUUAAGCAGCAUCUGUCACAAAGGUUUGCCGAGCAGAUCUACAAUGGGUUCUGGUACAGCCCGGAAUGUGAGUUUGUGCGCAGCUGUAUCACCAAAUCCCAGGAGAUGGUGGAAGGGAAGGUGCUGGUUUCUGUGCUGAAAGGCCAAGUGUAUGUGCUGGGCAGGGAGGCACCCCAUUCUCUGUACAACGAGGAGCUGGUCAGCAUGGAUGUUCAAGGGGAUUAUGACCCAGCUGACGCGUGCGGAUUUAUCAGGAUCAAUGCACUAAGGUUAAAAGAAUUUCACCGGCUUCAAAAGAGCAAGAAAAACUAAUAGACGAGCGAAGGCCACGAAUGGAUAGCAUAGCUGCGCAGAGAGCCGUGCACCCCGAUUCCCCAACAGUCACAUGACUGAUAAAGACCCCUUUGCGCAGUAGUGCAUCAGUCUUCACAAGCACAAAAAUCCCCUAGUGUUACAUUUCAUCCAUUGGAAAGAAAAAGGGGCUAAUCUACUAAACUAGGUGCUAAACUGCACCAGCACAGUUGCCGUUGGCAACCAGUAGGUUACGUUCAGUCUACUCACUAGCUUUAGGACCCCACCCAAAUCUUUAAGAAGAAGACCUAGUGAAACUGCUUAUGACUGCCUCAAAGCCCUUGUAUGGUCUUCUUCCCCUAGUGGUAGAUAAGGGUUACUGCACCGGUUAAAUUUAGCCCCAGUAUAUAAUAGAAUACUAUUUGUUGAAGCAAUAAAAUGUACUGUAUGUACUGGCA
Messenger RNA from Xenopus tropicalis (tropical clawed frog), 1838 nucleotides. RefSeq names its product argininosuccinate synthase 1 (gene ass1). The record is from RefSeq and is a predicted model, not a curated record. The transcript is spliced from 16 exons. Gene Ontology annotation, molecular function: argininosuccinate synthase activity; ATP binding. Gene Ontology annotation, biological process: L-arginine biosynthetic process; urea cycle. The coding region runs from base 163 to 1401 and encodes 412 amino acids. Gene Ontology annotation, cellular component: cytosol. Lineage: Eukaryota; Metazoa; Chordata; Amphibia; Anura; Pipidae.